UCAGCUGUGUCCAAUCACAGCUGAUCACAUGGCACUGAUGAUCAGUGUGCCCUGAUGAUCAGUGUAGCCCCAGCAGUGCCAGCUGUCAGUGUCCAUCAAUGCCAGCUGUCAGUGCUCAUCAAUGCCACCUGCCAGUGCCCAUUAGUGCCUCAUCAAUGCCACAUAUCAGUGCCUACCAGUGCACAUAAAUGCCACAUAUCAGUGCCCAUCUGAGCUUCCUUUCAGUGUCACCUAUCAGUCAGUCAGUGCCACCUAUCAGUGCUGCCAAUCAGUGCCAUCUAUCAGUGCCAGUGCUGACUAUCAGUGCUGCCUAUCAGUGUCCAUCAGUGCUGCCUAUCAGUGCCACUUAACAGUGCCAGUCAGUGCCACCUAACAGUGCCAGUCAGUGCCGCAUAUCAG
Molecule: messenger RNA, 399 nt
Organism: Staurois parvus
Lineage: Eukaryota; Metazoa; Chordata; Amphibia; Anura; Ranidae
Source: the annotation of a GenBank genome assembly